Molecule: messenger RNA, 870 nt
Organism: Tuber melanosporum (Perigord truffle)
Lineage: Eukaryota; Fungi; Ascomycota; Pezizomycetes; Pezizales; Tuberaceae
Exons: 1
Coding region: 295-555 (86 amino acids)
Source: RefSeq, a predicted model, not a curated record
GUGCGGAUAGCAAAACUACUUUUGGAAAGGAAAGAUGUCCACACCACCACACCAGACAACAAGAACCAAACGCCACUAUGGUGGGCUCUCUCCGAAGGCCAUCACGAAGUUGCGAGGAUCCUACAGGAAUCAGAAAAUAGCGGUUCCGGUGGAACUGGUCCCGGCGGUAACGCCUUAUUCCCGCCCCCUGCAGGGCGUGAGGACAAGUCCGUCGCGGAGAUCCAAUUCCAAGCACAUGAUCCUAACACCGACAUCACAAACCCCUUGUCGGUAGUUCUCGGUGACCAGGAUGGGAUGCCAGAUAUCAAUGGUUCUGUUCCUACGUCCGCAGAUAAUGACCUCCCAGCCGAACCACCCACCCCACCCCAACCCCCUUCCAUCUACCCUCUCGGAUCCUCACACUCACCAAACAAAAUCGACACCCAUCCCAACAUCAGACCAACCCUCUCAAUUGCUGUCGACCGCUAUAUCAUGAUCGCCUCUUUCGUUUGUCUUUUAGCUGUCCUCGUUUACAUCCUUUCUUCUUCGCCAGACCUAUUCUCAUUCUACAAAUAGUCUCUACGUAAUUCUUUGGUGAGGGCAACACAUCUACUGAUUAAAUGUAUCGUAAAUAGACCUUUCUAGUAUCGGCGUUUUUUUCUUCUUCACCUGUUCCAGGUGACGGUUUGCCACUUAUAAACAUAUUUUUUUUCAUUUUUUAUUCUUCGCCUUUUUUUCCUAAGUGUUCUACCCAGAAUUUAUCCAUAUCCUCGUGUUUCUCUUCCUUCAUCGUUAUUUUAACAUCUAUCAUAUCUUGUGUUUUGAGGACACCACGACCCUCAACCGUCAAUUAGCAUCACUGGUUGACCCCAAACCUCCAGAAUUUCAUUC